This is a messenger RNA of Histoplasma mississippiense, 483 nucleotides long. RefSeq lists its product with no specific name. The transcript is spliced from 3 exons. Bases 1 to 483 code for a protein of 160 amino acids. The record is from RefSeq and is a predicted model, not a curated record. Lineage: Eukaryota; Fungi; Ascomycota; Eurotiomycetes; Onygenales; Ajellomycetaceae.
AUGUCAGACACUUUUUUCGGGUCAAUCGGGAAGGAGUGCACCAUAUACCGUGACGAGGCAGGAUUCGAUGACAAUUUCAAGCUCGACAUCGAUUUUGCGAAGAUAGAAUUUGAGGAAACCCUAAACGUCUCAGAAGCGUCCUCCAUAUUUCAUGUCAACUACUGUGGCAAGCCACGGGUCUUGAAAGUGAAAGCUGUGAUUGGCAUUCAGCAAAUUCAUCUGGCUUUAGUCGAGCAUAAUGAUCCUUACCCAAAAAAUAUUCUCAUUGUUCCUGGUGAUCAAGAGAGGGUUAUAUGGGUUGAUUUUGAUGUUGCGAUUGUUUAUCCCAACGACACAUACAUUGAAAAGAAGGGACGUGGCCGGAUUGAGUUUGAAACCGAACCUGCGCUGGGGCACACACACAAAAAGGACUGCAUUAUAGAAGCCGCCAGUCAUUAUCCGCCGCGCCUAACAUCCCAAGAUACCAAAGUCCCAGCAGAAUAG